AUGGAGGUGGCGCACGUGGGGCAGAACGGCGUGUCGCCGCCGGCCAAAAGGUGCGUGCUGUUCUACUGCCCGGACACGGAGGCGCUGGCGCGGAGGGUGGCGGACGCCAGCGAGAACGUGGACCUGGGGGAGAUACGCUGGAGGAAGUACAAGGACGGCUUCCCGGACCUGUUCGUCAAAGACGCGCUGAAGAUCAGGAACCGGCACGUGGCGUUCCUGGCCUCCUUCCACAACCCCUCGGUCAUAUUCGAGCAGAUAUCCGUGGUGUACGCGCUCCCCAGGCUCUUUGUUGGGUCCUUCACGCUGGUGCUCCCGUUCUUUCCCACGGGGACAUCGGAGCGGGUUGAGGCUGAGGGUGAUGUUGCAACGGCAUUCACGUUGGCAAGGAUAUUGUCUCAGACACCACCCUCUAGAGGGGGUCCCACCAGCCUAGUUAUAUUUGACAUUCAUGCCUUGCAGGAGCGUUUCUAUUUUGGCGAUGCAGUCCUCCCAUUGUUUGAGAGCGGGAUUCCUCUCCUGCUGGACAGAUUAAAGCAGCUGCCAGAUGCUGAGAAUGUAACAAUUGCAUAUCCAGAUGAGGGAGCAUGGAAACGUUUUCAUUGCAUGUUUGAAGGCUACCCAGAGGUUGUGUGCAUCAAAGUGAGGGAUGGGGACAAGAGGAUUGUCCGUCUCAAGGAAGGAGCCCCACAAGGCAGACACGUGGUGAUCGUGGAUGACCUUGUACAGACAGGUGGUACCCUCAGUGAGUGCCGAUCGCUGCUGACCUCCCUUGGAGCUGCACAUGUAAGCGCCUAUGUGACACAUGCAGUAUUCCCUGAAGAAUCCUGGAAGAGGUUUCAGCAGAAAGAAGGCGAGGAAGCAGCUAGCUUCAAGUACUUCUGGAUCACAGAUUCCUGCAGUAAGACAGUGAGCGCAAUUGCAAACACGAAGCCCUUCGAAGUGCUGUCCCUUGCUGGUGCCAUUGCCCGCGCACUGGAAAUUUAG
Molecule: messenger RNA, 984 nt
Organism: Ostreobium quekettii
Lineage: Eukaryota; Viridiplantae; Chlorophyta; Ulvophyceae; Bryopsidales; Ostreobiaceae
Source: the annotation of a GenBank genome assembly